This is a messenger RNA of Nelumbo nucifera (sacred lotus), 938 nucleotides long. Its product is annotated as Phosphoglycerate mutase family protein. Lineage: Eukaryota; Viridiplantae; Streptophyta; Magnoliopsida; Proteales; Nelumbonaceae. The record is from RefSeq and is a predicted model, not a curated record.
GCGAGCGAGAAGCCCGAUCGUAACGAAAAAUUAUAAAACCCCCAAGUCUCCAACAUUUUGGGCAGUGAGAAAUGGAGAACUUCUCUUUCCUCCGAAAUAGAUACUGGGUUCUGAGACAUGGUAAAAGUAUUCCCAACGAAAGAGGCCUUAUCGUUUGUUCCAUGGAAAAUGGCAUGCUUAAUGAAUAUCAAUUGGCUUCAGAAGGUGUUAAUCAAGCACAAAUAGCAGGAGAAGCAUUUAAAAAGGAACUUAAAGAAAACAACAUACCGCUUGAAAAUGUCCGGAUUUGCUAUUCUCCAUUUUCAAGAACAACUCAUACUGCUAAGGUUGUUGCUUCUAUUUUGAAUCUUCCAUUUGAAGGUCCUCGAUGUAAGAUUGUGGAAGAACUCAGAGAACGUUACUUUGGUCCUUCCUUUGAACUUAACUCACAUGAUAAAUAUGCAGAAAUAUGGGCUCUGGAUGAAAAAGAUCCAUUCAUGCGGCCAGAUUGUGGAGAAAGUGUUGCAGAUGUUGUUUAUCGACUUACAACUGCUAUAAUAACCAUGGAGGCAGAGUUUGAAGGAUGUGCCAUCUUGGUUGUCAGCCAUGGUGAUCCUCUUCAAAUCUUGCAAACAGUUCUCCAUGCAACUAAUAAGAAUGCAGGUUCUACUGGUACAGAUUUAUUAUCAAGGAUAGAAGCAAUUAAAGUACCUUCCAUCUUAUCACAGCACAGAAAGUAUGCAUUACUUACUGGUGAACUCCGACAAAUCAUAUAAUGACAGUCUGUGGAGAAGAGUGGUGAAGAAAAAAGAAGGGGGGGGGGGACUGAAAAGUGAAAAACAGGCUUGUUUCUAACUUUCUUUUACUAAUAAUUGAAUUGAGAAUGAUUACUUCACUCGAAUGAUUUGAUGACCAUGUCAUUACCAUUAUAUUAAGAAUUAUUUGUUCUUAUUUCAUUA